UGAUGCUUGCCCGCGUAGCGGGCAAGCAUCAUCGUUUAGCCAUACUGCGGUUACAACUCAUCGCGGGCAGACGCACCAACGCUCCCCCUCGCACACCAAGCCGCCAUGACGAACACAUUCAUUCUCCUGACGGGGGUGUUGCUGCUGCCGCUGAUUAAAGCGGUUCGUGCACGUGAACUGAAAGGCUGUGUUGCUGAUAAAGUCUUGAAGAGCGGGGAGGACAGAGCAAUCACCAUCCUUGACGAGUUCGAGACAAGUAUUUGGUUUUGGCCUGAAAAGGACUUCAAAGGCUUCACUCUUGAGGCUGGAAGUGAAUUGAAUCAAAUCUUUAAUUUCUCUGGCAAGGAAUGUAGCUUGCAAAACAGUGCCGCGUGGCAGGAUUUGCAGAUUAUUAAACUGAACGAAAAAAAAUUUACCAGGUUUAUAAUCAAGCUAGAAGGCCAAAGUUGUGAAAAAAGUGGUAACUUUAAGAUAAAUGAGACUUUCACUCUAGUGGGUCAUGGAGCCUCAUACUGGAGAUACAACCCCCCACGCGAUUCCAAAGAGCCUCCCUGCAACACAGCUAGCACAGACGAGACUCCCGUACCAAGAAUCACGCUGGAACUGACAUCACGGCGAAAAAACAGUAUUUAUCGCAGAAGUCCGCCGUUUCAUUCAGCAUCAAUGACCACAGCACCGGUCACCACAGCACCAGUCAAAACAGCAACAGUGACCACAGCACCGGUCACCACAGCACCAGUCAAAACAGCAACAGUGACCACAGCACCGGUCACCACAGCAACAGUCAAAACAGCAACAGUGACCACAGCACCGGUCACCACAGCAACAGUCAAAACAGCAACAGUGACCACAGCUCCGGUCACCACAGCACCAGUCACCACAGCACCAGUCAAAACAGCAACAGUGACCACAGCACCGGUCACCACAGCACCAGUCAAAACAGCAACAGUGACCACAGCACCGGUCACCACAGCACCAGUCAAAACAGCAACAGUGACCACAGCACCGGUCACCACAGCAACAGUCAAAACAGCAACAGUGACCACAGCACCGGUCACCACAGCAACAGUCAAAACAGCAACAGUGACCACAGCUCCGGUCACCACAGCACCAGUCACCACAGCACCAGUCAAAACAGCAACAGUGACCACAGCACCGGUCACCACAGCACCAGUCAAAACAGCCACAGUGACCACAGCACCGGUCACCACAGCGCCAGUCAAAACAGCAACAGUGACCACAGCACCGGUCACCACAGCACCAGUCACCACAGCGCCAGUCAAAACAGCAACAGUGACCACAGCACCGGUCACCACAGCACCAGUCACCACAGCGCCAGUCAAAACAGCAACAGUGACCACAGCACCGGUCACCACAGCACCAGUCAAAACAGCAACAGUGACCACAGCGCCGGUCACCACAGCGCCAGUCAAAACAGCAACAGUGACCACAGCGCCGGUCACCACAGCACCAGUCAAAACAGCAACAGUGACCACAGCACCGGUCACCACAGCACCAGUCAAAACAGCAACAGUGACCACAGCACCAGUCACCACAGCGCCAGUCAAAACAGCAACAGUGACCACAGCACCGGUCACCACAGCACCAGUCAAAACAGCAUCAGUGACCACAGCACCAGUGACUACUGCACCUUCAACAGCUGAACCAACGGCCGAAGAACCAACGGCUGAAAAACCAACGGACAAAGAACUAAUGGAGAAAAACCCGAUAGAAAGAGAACCAGCGACCGAAGAACCAACGUCCCCUGCCUCUGAGAAGGUUAAGCAAGUCCGAUAUCUCAUGCUGCCUGUGGUGGUGGUGGUGGUGGUGAUGGUGGUGGCCGGGAUACUACUGUUGCAGGCGCGCAGGAAUGCAGUAAGGAUGAUGAGGCAACAAGUGCAGCAGAGAGCGGUGAGACCUGAGGAAGAGGUGUCGCUGACGGCCUUUGAGAAGCGAGCGAGCAACACCACACUUUGCCUCCAGCUGAGUGCCUCGCCUCGAAAUCAAUAUAAAAAGCACCACCAGCACGAUGCAUUAUUGCCUUAGUUGUUAUUAUAAGUUACUUAAGCCCGUAUUCUGAAACGAUUUGUUUAACUAAUUUUACAGGCUAUAGAGAUGACCAGCCUAGUUCUCAGGGGUGUUUCUCUUGCUAAUGUUGAAAAAUUCUUGUUAACCUGUCACUUCAGCCAUCUAGGUAGGGUCUUCUGAAUGUAGUGGUGUGACGCAGGAGUGUUUCGGAAUAUGGCUCUUAUAUAAAGACUGGCUGACUUGGUUUUCUUAAUUGUCUCGCUGCUGCUGCUGCUGCUGCUGCUAUCACUACUACUACUACUACUACUACUACUACUACUACUACUACUACUAUUAUUACUACAACUACUAUUACUGCUACUACUACUACUACGACGACGACUGUAGCUGCGACUACUACAGUAGCUCAUGCAAUUUACUUACUGUAGUAGUAGUAGUAGUAGAAGUAGAUGUAGUAGUAGUAGUAGUAGUAGUAGUAGUAGUAGUAGUAGUAGUAGUAGUAGUAGUAGUAGUAGUAGUAGUAGUUGUUGUUAUUGUUGUUGUAGUAGUAGUAUUAGAGGGAACACAUGUUUUCUUUAUAUAUACUACUACUACUACUCCUAUUACUACUACUAGUACUACUACUACUACUAAAGUAACUAACACAACGUACUGUGUGCAUUAGGCAAUACGUUUUCUUGUUUUCUUCACUUUCAUGGUUACAUUUUUAUCUAUUAUUUUUCAGUUUGUAUCUUUCGUAUUUGUAAGGAUGUAGUUUUAGUGGAAAACAACAUAUAAAAAUAUAAAAUAAUGAAAAUCAAACAAAAUUAAAAUACUUGGUUAUUAAUAUGAUUAUAAAGAUUUUUUUUUUUAUAAAGAGUAAUAUAUGGAAGCAAACUGUGAUUCCUGUGAAUAAUUGUGAAUAUUGUUACCGCGUUGUCUUCAACAAAUGAUUCUGUCCAUAUAACUUUAUGUAUCUGAAAUAUUGCAAUAAAAAUAAUUUUUAAAUGUCA
Scylla paramamosain (green mud crab) is the source of this 3020-nucleotide messenger RNA. Its product is annotated as mucin-2-like. The transcript has 2 exons. Lineage: Eukaryota; Metazoa; Arthropoda; Malacostraca; Decapoda; Portunidae. Gene Ontology annotation, cellular component: sperm fibrous sheath; sperm principal piece. The record is from RefSeq and is a predicted model, not a curated record. Gene Ontology annotation, molecular function: calcium ion binding. The coding region runs from base 106 to 2046 and encodes 646 amino acids. Gene Ontology annotation, biological process: negative regulation of protein sumoylation.